This is a messenger RNA of Durusdinium trenchii, 150 nucleotides long. The record is from the annotation of a GenBank genome assembly. NCBI's taxonomy places the organism in Eukaryota, Dinophyceae, Suessiales, Symbiodiniaceae.
AUGAUUAUAGCCGACGCCUUCAUCACCAGCAGGUCCUCGCUGAGUAUGUCAAUGGCCCUCAUUGGAAAUCAGUCGAUCGUGAUCAUGCCCAACUGCUACGAGCGAACCUCUCUUCCGCACUGGACCCGAGCCGCGUGCGAUGAGAAGUGA